This is a messenger RNA of Xiphophorus hellerii (green swordtail), 1136 nucleotides long. RefSeq names its product junctional adhesion molecule-like. The record is from RefSeq and is a predicted model, not a curated record. Gene Ontology annotation, molecular function: signaling receptor binding. The coding region runs from base 148 to 1005 and encodes 285 amino acids. Gene Ontology annotation, biological process: regulation of cytokine production; T cell receptor signaling pathway. NCBI's taxonomy places the organism in Eukaryota, Metazoa, Chordata, Actinopteri, Cyprinodontiformes, Poeciliidae. The transcript is spliced from 5 exons. Gene Ontology annotation, cellular component: external side of plasma membrane.
AACAGGAACAGGAAGUACCUCUUGGUUUUGACUCGACGACACUUCGGCCAUUUCGAGAUUUCGACUACUUAUCAAAUUAAUUUAUCUUCAUUAAAUACUAAAGAAAGUCAGAAAUCUGCUCUUCAUCAGACAGGAACACAUCAUGAGAUGUUUCUGGUUCUCUUCUGGCUGAUCAGUUUACUGCCCGUCGCAGAUCACGGAAAAUAUCAUCUUGUUGGUCCUGAAGAGCCAAUAAAGGCACAAGUGGGAUCCGACGUUGUUCUACCAUGUCUUGUGAAGCCCGCAGUUGAUGUGAGAGACGCUACAGUCGAGUGGAUUUUCAACUCCAGUAAAACUGUUCACUUGUUCCGUAAUGAAGGUGAUGACAGAGAAUCUCAAGACAAAAGCUACAAAGAUCGAACUUAUCUCAACCAUGCAAUGCUUGAACAUGGUGACGUUUCCCUCAAGUUGUCCAAAGUAACUAAGAACGAUGAAGGGAUUUACAGCUGCUUUGUUCGCCGUCUGCCUGGUCAUAAUAAGCCAGAAAAGAGAGAUGUUACUCUGAUUGUUGUUGAUGGAAAAGAAAAUGAAAACCCAGACAGACAUUCUGGAGGAAAAUAUCAUCUUGCUGUUCCUGAAGAGCCAAUAAAGGCACAAGUGGGAUCCAACGUUGUUCUACCAUGUCUUGUGAAGCCCCCAGUUAACGUGAGAGGCGCUACAGUCGAGUGGAUGUUCGACUCCAGUAAAACUGUUCACUUGUUUCGCAGUGGAGAUGAUCACCGAGAAUCUCAAGACGACAGAUACAAAGAUCGAACUUAUCUCAACCAUGCAAUGCUUGAACAUGGUGACGUUUCCCUCAAGUUGUCCAACGUAACUAAGAACGAUGAAGGGAUUUACACCUGCUUUGUUCACCGUCUGCCUGAUCAUAAUAAGCCAGAAAAGAGACAUGUUACUCUGAUUGUUGAUGAUGGAAAAGAAAAUGAAAACCCAGACAAACAUUCUGGAGGUAAAUAUCUUAACAACUGAUAAUCAGAUGUUUCUGGCACAGCGACUGUGACUCAGUGGAUACAGUUGUUGUCUUCCUGUUUCCCCUGAUCACAUGUUGAUGUGCCCUUGGGCAAGUCAGAUAACUCCUAAAUACCUAUUGAUCUGCAUAU